Messenger RNA from Beta vulgaris subsp. vulgaris (sugar beet), 1481 nucleotides. RefSeq lists its product as hypothetical. The record is from RefSeq and is a predicted model, not a curated record. The transcript has 2 exons. NCBI's taxonomy places the organism in Eukaryota, Viridiplantae, Streptophyta, Magnoliopsida, Caryophyllales, Amaranthaceae. Bases 53 to 1363 code for a protein of 436 amino acids.
AAAACUACAAAUUUUUGUUAUAAAAAACCAAUUCAAUCAAGAUAAAACAAUAAUGAAGCUAGCAAUGGAAUUGAUCUUAAUGGUGUUCAUCCUUGCAUUAACAUUUACUGAGGCAGCCCUGCCAACAACCAAGCACAAACCUAUGAAAGUAAGAUGCAAAAACAAGUAUUUUCCUUGCUACAAUCAAGAACUGUAUUGUCCAGCUUCAUGCCCUCGUAGUUGUUCAGUUGACUGUAACAAUUGUAAGGCUGUUUGUGGACCUGUUCCACAACUUCCACCACCACCAAAAUAUCAAAAGCAAAUGAAGGUGGUAUGUAAUGACAAAAGAUAUCGCGCUUGCUACAACAAGCCUCUUUUCUGUCCUGUAACUUGCCCGAGUACCUGUACUGUUAAUUGUGCAUCAUGUCAGCCUGUUUGUAGCGCUGCAUCUCGUCCUAAGCGUGUUAGGUGCUUGAACAAGAAGUAUCCUGGGUGUUACUACAGGGAGUUUACUUGCCCUGCUGCAUGUCCUCAGACCUGUCAGGUUGACAGUGCCACUUGCAGUCCUGUUUGUAAUUGUAAUAAGCCUGGAGCAGUGUGCGAGGAUCCAAGAUUCAUCGGAGCAGACGGCAUAACAUUCUACUUCCACGGCAAGAAAGACCAAGAUUUCUGCCUUCUUACAGACUCUAAUCUCCACAUUAACGCUCACUUAAUAGGCAAGCGUGACAACAACAUGGGAAGAGACUUCACUUGGGUCCAAUCCUUAGGCAUCCUCUUUGACAACCACAAACUCUACAUUGGAGCCAACAACAACACCACAACUUGGAACGAUGCCUUAGACCACCUUACACUUUCCUACGACAAUCAGUCCAUCAACCUCCCUGAAACCGACGGCGCAACCUGGAAAUCCACAGCUGGUGCUGGUGCUGGUGGUGGUGCUAGUGCUGGUGAGGUUACCAUCACAAGGUCUAAAUCCACCAACGCGGUUGAGAUUAUCGCGGAGGGUAUGUUCAUGAUCAAGGCUGUGGUGGUUCCGAUUUCGGAGAGGGAUUCCUUGGUUCAUAGGUAUGGUAUUACACCACAAGAGGAUUGUUUUGCUCACCUUGACUUGAGGUUUAAGUUUUAUUCUUUAAGUGGUGAAGUUAAUGGAGUAUUAGGCCAAACUUAUGCAACAAAUUAUGUAAGUCGAGUUAAAAUGGGAGUUGCAAAUCCUGUUGUUGGAGGGGAAAAGGAAUUCCAUUCUUCAAGUGUGUUUGCUACUGAUUGUGGUGCGUCAAGGUUUCAUGGGAAUAGGAAUGAUAGUGUUUAUGAUGAGGGAAUGGACUUUUCUGAUCUCAAUUGUGUUUCUCGCACAAGUGGUCGUGGACUCGUAUGCAAGCGCUGAAUAAUCAUAUGAUUUCUUGAUCAUCAUCUACUCAAGAAUUGCAUCAUUACUACUUCCCUGUUUUUAUAAAAUUAUUGUCAAAUUAUGUGAUUGUUUAUUUGAUUGGAUUGUCUUUAUU